Molecule: messenger RNA, 669 nt
Organism: Iphiclides podalirius (scarce swallowtail)
Lineage: Eukaryota; Metazoa; Arthropoda; Insecta; Lepidoptera; Papilionidae
Source: the annotation of a GenBank genome assembly
AUGACGCCAUCGUCAACACUUCUUGGGACGAAAACCUCCCGAUUCUUUUAUAUGAUCAACAGAGGCGCCGUGGUUUGCGGUCUACCCAAUUUCUGGAUAACUGAUGUCAAACUUCCACGUCUGUUCGCGUGUAGGGCCUUCGAGAUUCUAGUGAAAUUGAUUACACUCUGUUUUUCGGCGUUCGUAUUAGCAGAAAUCGGUGCGCUUUUCACGCAAAAUGAUCUGAGCGAGAAACAAAGUUUCGAUCGUUUGAUUUUCUGCACUUCACAUCCGCUGCUUUACGCGUUCUGGGUGACCGUGGCUCACCAUAAGGACAAAGUCAAGGAGAUCACUUUUCAGAUGUGCGCUUCAAGGGAAUUGUACAAUGAUCUGGCGGUGGAAGCCCAGAUGCUGAGGAAAGCUAAGCAAUUCUCGGUCGCAAGUGUACUUAGCUGCGCUGUCACGAUGGUAUCGUAUGCUGUUGAUGGCGUUAUACAAGUAAUUCAGUCAGCAUAUGUCACUGUCAUAUCCUUGACGAUCUGCCUCAGCCACCAGUACAAGAACUUACAGAGCUACUUCUACAAGCUCGAAGCGAUUUUCUCUGAGAAAAACCUUAAUCAGGACGAAAAGGAAGAGAAAUACGAAAAAGCCCUUAAGUUCGGCAUUAAAAUGCAUUCGGAAUCAUUGCAG